AUGGCGGAGAUUGAUACAAAUUGCAAACGGGUGACGGACCGCGAGCUUGUAAAGUGUUAUUGGCACGAUGCCAGAUGCACAGACUAUGAAAUGGAUCCCAUGAAGACAUUUGAACUUUUUCUAUUUAGGGAUCCCUUGUGGAAAAUCAAACCUUUACCACGUUCCAUGUUACACGCCAUGUUUUCCGGAAGGUUUGACUCAAAACCUGACGAGGAUGGAUCUUACUUCAUCGAUCGAGAUGGAACACACUUCCGCUAUAUUCUGAAUUAUCUUCGCACGGGGGAACUGGUUGUCCCCGAUGACAAGACUGUUCGUCAUGAACUGCUGAUCGAGGCUAAGUUUUAUCAGGUGGAAGGAAUAAUAGAUGUGCUGGAACCAAAACCCUUUCAGGAUUCAGUGAUCUUGUCGUCCGAUCAACGCCAGACUUUGCUGAACUGGUUGGAAGACGUUCCAGAUGUCACCAACGCUAGAGAGAAAUUGUUGUACCGGGCCUCUUGCAAUGGCUGGGCUGCGAGCAACUUUCAUUCCUGUUGUGAUAACAAGGGACCAACAGUCACAGUGAUAAAGAGCGGAAAUUACAUAUUUGGAGGAUACACUGAACAACUGUGGGAGUCACAUGGUUCUGGAUUGUACAAAAAAUCAACAACUUCGUUCCUAUUUAGUCUUGUCAACCCUGUUGGUCUACCACCAGCAAAGAUAACUCUGAAACCCGAAAAGCAGUCGUGCGCUAUCUUUUGCCGUGAUGUCUAUGGGCCAACAUUUGGAGGAAACCACGAUCUUCAUGUCGCCAAUGCACCAAAUUCUGGCAACUGCUACUCAAUCCUCGGCCACUCUUAUCAGUGCCCUACAGGUCAGCAUGCUAAUAUGUUUUUAACAGGAAGUGGAAAUUUUACUGUCAGUGAAAUGGAAGUGUUUGGUUUCAAGAAGCAAGACUAA
Messenger RNA from Stylophora pistillata, 936 nucleotides. RefSeq lists its product as uncharacterized. Gene Ontology annotation, biological process: protein homooligomerization. The record is from RefSeq and is a predicted model, not a curated record. NCBI's taxonomy places the organism in Eukaryota, Metazoa, Cnidaria, Anthozoa, Scleractinia, Pocilloporidae. Gene Ontology annotation, molecular function: protein binding.